AUGAACACUCGAAAAGUGUCAUUACACAUCCUGUUUUUAUUUCCUUUACUACAUUUGAUCGAUUCUUUGGACACCCUUGGCCCAAAUGAUACCAUGAAAUAUGGUGAUGUCUUAAUCUCCCAAGGAAGAAAAUUUGCUCUCGGUUUCUUCGGACCUGGUAAUUCAAGCUUGCGUUACGUGGGGAUUUGGUACUAUGGACUACCAGAGCAAACCGUCGUUUGGGUUGCUAACAGAGAAAAUCCCGUGAAUGAUACUUCAGGAGUUGUUGCAUUUGAUCAUUAUGGAAACUUAGUGAUCCGUGAAAACAAUAGGAGCUUUCCCAUUUUGUCAGUCAAUGUUUCCUCCAUGACUUUAAAUAAUUCUACAAGUGCUCAGCUUUUGGAUUCAGGUAAUCUGGUUUUAAUUCAUGAUUUGAGCAAAGUGGUUAUUUGGCAGAGCUUUGAUUAUCCCACGGAUACCUUUCUUCCGUCCAUGAAGCUUGGGUUGGACCGGAGAACCGGUUUGAACUGGUUCCUGACAUCUUGGAAAUCCGAAGAUGAUCCAGCACCAGGCAGUUAUUCAUGCAGGUUUGAACCAAUAGGGUACCCGCAGUUGUUCCUUUACCAGGAUCGAGCUUCGUAUUGGCGGAGCGGACCAAUAAUUGAGAAAUUGCAAGGUGGCAAUCCCUCGAUGCCUAAUACUACCACAAUUGUGAGGAACACAAUGGAGGUUUCUCUGAUGUAUGGCAUAUCGAUUAUCUCUAGGUAUGUGGUGCAGGAGUCAGGGUCACUUAAACACUUCGUUUGGCACGGUGAACAGCAGCAGUGGACUGAGGUUUUUUCCCAUCCAAAGGAGCAGUGUGACUACUUCAGCAAGUGUGGGCCUAAUGGCAUCUGUGGUGCAAACAAUGCAGACCAGUUUGACCGCACAUGCCUGCCCGGCUUAGAGCCAAAGUCUCCAGGCCAUUGGUACCUAAGGGACGGAACAGGCGGCUGCAAGAGGAGGCAAGGUGUGUCAAUGUGUCAACGCGGGGAAGGUUUUGUGAAAGUGAAACAGCUGAAGCUGCCGGACACUUCAACAGCAGCUGUCGACAUGAGCCUGAGCUUGAAGGAGUGUGAGCAGGAAUGCUUGAGGAAUUGCAUUUGCACAGCUUAUUCAAGUGCAAAUGAAAGUAUAGGGGAAAAUGGAUGUCUCAAAUGGUACGGAGAUUUGGCGGAUACAAGAGCAUUUUCAGACUCGGGUCAAGAUUUAUAUCUGCGGGUGGAUGAAAUUGACUUAGGUACUCAUUGCUAA
This is a messenger RNA of Syzygium oleosum, 1272 nucleotides long. RefSeq names its product G-type lectin S-receptor-like serine/threonine-protein kinase RKS1. NCBI's taxonomy places the organism in Eukaryota, Viridiplantae, Streptophyta, Magnoliopsida, Myrtales, Myrtaceae. The coding region runs from base 1 to 1272 and encodes 423 amino acids. Gene Ontology annotation, biological process: recognition of pollen. The record is from RefSeq and is a predicted model, not a curated record. The transcript has a single exon.